GUUUCAAUUCAUCUUUCUCCCUCAACCGACCAACAUGUCUGCUCAACAAUCGCAGGGUAUCCAAACUCUUCUCGAGGCCGAGAAAGCCGCUGCCAAAAUCGUACAGGAAGCUCGCCAGUAUCGUGUACAGAAACUAAAGGACGCUCGUUCAGAGGCUACAAAGGAGAUAGAAGAAUACAAGAAGGCUAAAGAGGCCGAGUUCAAGAAGUUCGAGGCAUCGCAUGCUGGUACAACAUCUGAGGCACAGGCUGCGAUUGACAAGGAUACCGAAGUGAAGCUCCAAUCCAUCUCGGACUCUUACAAUAGCCAUAAGAAUGAAGUCGUGCAGAAGUUGUUGGACAGAGUUACACAGGUCAAGCCUGAAUUACACAAAAACCUCAAGAAAGUUCAAUCUUAAUACUGCAUCAUCACUGUAUCUCUUCUUCUAAUACCUUUAUCGCAUUGCACGGACCUGUUCUUUUCAUGUAUUUUUCCACGAUUCCAAUUCAAGAUAUGAUACUCGUCUUCAAUCUCGGCCUUUGUUUGGGUCUUUAAUUGGGAGGG
Messenger RNA from Lentinula edodes (shiitake mushroom), 543 nucleotides. RefSeq names its product H+-ATPase G subunit-domain-containing protein. The transcript is spliced from 4 exons. Lineage: Eukaryota; Fungi; Basidiomycota; Agaricomycetes; Agaricales; Omphalotaceae. Gene Ontology annotation, biological process: proton transmembrane transport. The record is from RefSeq and is a predicted model, not a curated record. Gene Ontology annotation, molecular function: proton-transporting ATPase activity, rotational mechanism. Bases 35 to 397 code for a protein of 120 amino acids. Gene Ontology annotation, cellular component: vacuolar proton-transporting V-type ATPase complex.